AUGAUGGAAAGAAAGGAAAAGACAAAGGGAAGGGAUGAAGAGCUAAGCGAAGAAGAUGAGGAGGAUGACUCAGAAUAUGACAGGAGAGGGAAAGGCCGGGGAGGCAAAGCUGCUCAGGGAAAGAAAGGAGGGAGAUCUAGACGUGAGGAAUACUCAGAUGAAGAUGACGAGGAGGAUGAAGAUGAAGAAGAAGAUGAAGAGGAUGAAGAUGAUUAUGGAAAAUCCAAAAAAAAGACCAAAGACAAAGGAAAAGCUCAUGCCGAUGCAAAGAAGAAAAAAGGCAGAAAAAAAGAGGAAGCGCCACAGCUUCCAGUCAAGGAAAUUCCAAAGAAAGGUCUGAAGAACAUGUCCAGGAUGUUCAUGAAGUUUUCUGGUUUCAAGAGGCGCAGGAACAGUACAAAGAAGCUGAAAAGUACAUCACGCUUGUUCCUGGGUUUAGGGAAGCGGAAGUUUCGACUUGCUAAGAAGAAACGCCGAAAGUCAAUGCUGAAGAACACAUCUCGAUUCAUGAUGAGGUUCAAGGCCAGCAAAAAGGGAAAAAAGGAGAAAGAGGCCAAAGAGAAAGCAUCUGAUGGUAAAAAGCCAACCUACAUGCUGCUUCGUCUGGGAGGAAAUAAAGAAGCAAACGAGAAGAAGGGGGGCUUUUUUAAAAACUUAUUUCGGAAAAAGGAUGGUGACGAACCUUCUGAUGACUUCAAGAACAGAAGUGUGUUACUGGGUAAGGUUGCAGCAGCAACAAACUGGUUGACCAAGCGCUUCCUGUCAACUAAAAUGCGUGAAAAUUCCGGACACCAUGGCUGGGGGGGACGCAGAGCACAUAGCCGACAAGCCAGCUCAAGGCGUUAUCUCCAUGGUUACCAUAAUAAUGGUUAUGAGCAUGGUGAGGACGUUUAUGGGUAUGACCAGGGAUAUUCAAUUCAACAGAAAGGUUAUGAAGACUAUUAUGAUGGUUAUGGCAACUAUAGAGAAGAGGCAGCUGCAGCUUAUGAUGACCAGGGUCAGUUUGAUUACUAUGAUGAUGAGGCAGGGGGAGCAGACCAUCAAGACCUGGGAUACUAUGAGGAGGAUGGAUUUUAUGAUCCAAAUGCAGAAUAUUAUGAAGGUGGUCUUCAGGAGGAAGGCAUGGAAGACUACUAUAACCCGUAUUCAUCUGCUCAGGGCUACUAUAACAACCAGGAUCCAUAUGGUUACCAGCAACAACAGGCAGUGGCAAUGUAUGGGGAUGAGGAUCUAGACUAUUAUGCACUUAUGGGGGGGGACCAUAUGUAUGGGGGAGCCAUAGAUGGAUUCCUUGACCCUCAGGCUCAGGGUUAUUAUGAUCAAAAUGGUCAAGGAGUAUACUACAGUGACGGACAAGGAGCUUACAUCAAUAAUGGACUGGCAGGUUAUUAUGAGAACCCUUACACAACAACUAUGGGAAUGCAGGGGGGGCUUUCACCUGACUAUCCACUUAAUUAUAGUGAUGCUGGCAUUUCCUACCAAGAUUACAGCUCCCAGCAGGCAAUGGGAUUACCAUCAGGAGGCCAGCAGAACUUUGGCUUUGAUGGACAGGGGAUGGAUCAGCAGCAGAUGAUGACAGAUCCAAUGAUGAUGCCACAGGGUUAUGGCCCACCCAUAGUCCCUACUCCAACUGCCAUGAUUAUUAAGCAAGCAAACAUGUCUCCUCUUCCUUCUCGUCGUCUGCAACCCUCUCCAACUCCAUCCCGACGCUCUGUCAUCAUGCCCUCUCCCCAGUUGCAGCGCCAUCCCUCUGUCAUGGCAUCCCCAAAUGCCUCAGCGAUCACCAUCUCCUGUAGCCCGACGACCCUCCCCCCCACACUCUCCCCGUGCUUCUAUGAUAAGACGAAGUCCUCCACCUUCACCAAGAGCAUCAAUGAGGCAAAGAUCACCGCCUUCCUCACCUCGUGCUUCCAUGAGGAGGCGGAGCCCCCCACCAUCGCCUGCUCCUGCUCAUAG
Molecule: messenger RNA, 1956 nt
Organism: Solea solea (common sole)
Lineage: Eukaryota; Metazoa; Chordata; Actinopteri; Pleuronectiformes; Soleidae
Product: unconventional myosin-XV-like
Exons: 4
Coding region: 1-1956 (651 amino acids)
Source: RefSeq, a predicted model, not a curated record